Messenger RNA from Erpetoichthys calabaricus (reedfish), 4742 nucleotides. RefSeq names its product C-type lectin domain containing 16A (gene clec16a). The coding region runs from base 199 to 3324 and encodes 1041 amino acids. The record is from RefSeq and is a predicted model, not a curated record. Gene Ontology annotation, cellular component: late endosome; endolysosome membrane. The transcript is spliced from 23 exons. Gene Ontology annotation, biological process: endosomal transport; endosome to lysosome transport; regulation of autophagosome maturation. Lineage: Eukaryota; Metazoa; Chordata; Cladistia; Polypteriformes; Polypteridae.
CCAGAAGACACCACUGGCCAACCCGGAUGCACAGUGUAUAAUAUUGCAAGCUUCAUAGGUUUAUUUUUGUCGAGACGGGAAGCGUAUUUUUAUCUUAUAAUGCUGUAACUUCGUCCGAUUAUUUUUCUCCUUUUUUGAUUACAGUUACCGAAAUUAUGUACGGCUUCAGUUAAGUAAAUGACAAAAUAGGCCUGGACUAUGUUUGGGCGUUCGAGAAGCUGGGUUGGAGGAGGCCAGGGGAAAUCGAAAAGUAUUCACUCCUUGGAUCACCUGAAGUACAUGUAUCAUGUUUUAACGAAAAAUACCACAGUGACAGAUCAUAAUCGGAAUCUGCUGGUGGAAACUAUUCGUUCCAUUACUGAGAUUCUUAUAUGGGGAGAUCAGAAUGACAGCUCUGUUUUUGACUUCUUUUUGGAGAAGAACAUGUUUGUCUUUUUUUUGAACAUCCUCCGACAGAAGUCUGGCCGAUAUGUGUGUGUGCAGCUUCUUCAAACUCUGAAUAUUCUUUUUGAGAAUAUAAGCCAUGAGACAUCACUUUAUUAUCUACUUUCCAACAAUCAUGUCAAUUCAAUAAUUGUUCAUAAAUUUGACUUUUCGGAUGAGGAGAUUAUGGCAUAUUACAUCUCAUUCUUGAAGACACUCUCUUUGAGACUCAACAACCACACUGUACAUUUCUUUUAUAAUGAGCACACUAAUGACUUUGCACUCUACACGGAAGCUAUUAAAUUUUUCAACCACCCGGAGAGCAUGGUCAGAAUAGCUGUCAGAACUAUCACCCUUAAUGUAUAUAAAGUGAAUAACCAGCAUAUGCUGCACUAUGUCAGAGACAGGACUGCUGCACCCUACUUUUCUAAUUUGGUCUGGUUUAUUGGAAGUCAUGUAAUAGAGCUCGACAACUGUGUUCAAACGGAUGAAGAGCACAGAAACAAAGGAAAGCUAAGCGAUUUAGUUGCGGAGCAUCUCGAUCAUCUCCAUUAUCUCAAUGACAUCCUGAUUAUAAACUGUGAAUUCCUUAAUGAUGUAUUGACAGAUCACCUCCUCAACAGACUUUUUCUUCCACUCUAUGUGUAUUCUUUGGUAAACCAUGAAAAGGAUGGUGAUCGACCUACAAUAAGCCCUCAGGUGUCUCUCUACCUCCUUUCACAGGUGUUCCUUAUAAUACAUUAUGAACCACUGGUGAACUCCUUGGCAAAUGUUAUUUUGAAUGGUGACCUCUCAGUCUUUUCCCAGCAAUCAGAGCAAGAUGUGCAAAAAAGAUUUAUUAAUUCAAGUGUCAGGCGGUUCACAAAACCUGCAGAGAGUUUAGAAAGAUCUUUGGAAAUAAAUCGUCAAAGAGGAAAAAAGAGAAUGCCACGGAGGCCAAACUACAAGAAUGUUGGAGAAGAAGAUGAGGAAGAAAAAGGCCCCGAAGAUUGUCCAGAUGAUACUGAGAAGGCUAAAGUUACAGAAUCAAGUUCAAAGAGCAACAAGACAAGCGGGGAUACAGAGGAAAUUGAGAUGGUAAUUAUGGAGAGAUGCAAGAUGUUCGAAAUGAUGGGGCUAACAGAGCUGAACACAACAGAUGAAGAGAAGACAGCAGCAGCUGCUGCUGUAGCAGAGGUCCAGAGAAGCAGACCAUUUCUAGAUAUGGUGUAUAAUGCACUGGACUGCACAGCAGAUGACUACUAUGCCCUUUUUGUUUUGUGUCUUCUCUAUGCCAUGUCCCAUAGUAAAGGUGUCAAUCCACAGCUUCUAGAGAAGAUUCAUCUACCCCUUCAACAGGUGGAAAAGAGCACUUACAGCCAUGUUCUGACUGAAAGACUUAUUAGGAUAAUGAACCAGGCAGCGCAACCAGAUGGGAAAGUCCGAUUGGCAACCCUUGAAUUAAGCUGUCUAUUACUCAAACGGCUAGUCCUGUCUGGAAAUGAAUGUAUUAUUAAAGAUGUUCACCUGGCUUGCUUGGAGGGUGCAAGAGAAGAAAGUGUCCAUCUCCUGCGUCGAUUUUAUAAGGGAGAAGAAAUUUUUCUAGACAUGUUUGAAGAUGAAUAUAGGAGUAUGACAAGUAAGCCUUUAAAUGUAGAGUACUUGAUGAUGGAUGCUUCCAUUCUCCUUCCUCCCACUGGCACACCACUGACCGGCAUUGAUUUUGUUAAACGGCUUCCAUGUGGAGAUGUGGAAAGGACAAGACGGGCAAUCCGGGUGUUCUUUAUGCUCCGGUCCCUGUCACUCCAUCUCCAGAAUGAGCCUGAAACCCAGCUUCCAUUAACUAGGGAAGAAGACCUAAUUAAAACAGAUGAUGUUUUAGACCUGAAUAACAGUGAUUUAAUUGCUUGUAUGGUGGUCACUAAGGAUGGCACUCAGGCACAUCGUUUUCUUGCAGUGGAUGUCUACCAAAUGAGCCUUGUUGAACCUGAAACUAAACGACUUGGCUGGGGAGUAGUAAAAUUUGCUGGUCUCUUGCAGGACAUGCAAGUUACUGGAGUUGAAGAUGACAGCCGUGCUUUGAAUAUUAUUAUUCAUAAACCAACAUCUAAUCCACAUGCCAAGCCAAUUCCUAUUCUCCAAGCUAACUUUAUCUUUGCUGACCAUAUUCGUUGCAUCAUAGCAAAACAGCGACUUGCAAAGGGCCGCAUUCAAGCACGACGAAUGAAAAUGCAAAGAAUAGCAGCACUUUUGGAUCUACCAGUUCAGCCUUCAGCUACUGUUCUAGGUUUUGGACAAAACUCUGCUACUUCUUCCCAGCACCUUCCAUUUAGAUUCUAUGACCAAUCACGCCGUGGCCUCAGUGAUCCCAGUGUGCAGCGCUCUGUGUUUACCUCUGCAGAUAAGGUGCCAGGCUUUGCUGUGGCUCAGUGUAUAAGCCAGCACAACUCUUCUCCUGUGUCUUCACCCUCUCCCCCAUCCAGCGCUAGUACUAGUGGCAGUACAGGCCAUUGUGACUCAGUUGCUGGUAGCACAAUUUCCACUCCCUCAGCUGCUCAGAGCCCUUCAGAUGAUCCCUCAGUUCCAGAUGAAAUUCAGACACCCUUUUCCAGCGUGAUUGAAUAUGUGGAUGAGACUGGCUCGACUUCUUGUAGCCGAGCACACAAAAAGAGUUCUGACCAUGAUGGUGCUACUCCUGCUUUGGCACCUAGCCUAACUCCAGCACACCAGCCAACAAUCUCUCUUAUUUCUGAUGACAACACGGAUGCACUCAGUGUGGAGUCAUUAACUCUUCUGCCUCCAACUGACCCCAAGCAAAUUCACAGCUUCAGCAGCCAGCGUUCUGUACAGUCCGAUUAUGCUGGUUCAAGUGAUGGGGACCAGAGUACUGAGCUGCAGGACACAACAGAAGAUAGGGCAUAGAUGUGAUCCUGUUUUACAGGGUUAGUUCUACAGCUCAAUGAUCUUUUAAAAAUUUUUCAGCAUUAUUUCUAAGCUUAACUAAGAUACAGACCGACGGGAGCAUCUUACUAACUUCUGUGUAACAUGUAAAUACAAUGACUUGUAUGUAAAUAUAAAUGGAAGUUGGAAGGCAACUGUUCUGUUACAGUUUUUAUGUUUUAUGGCACUGCUAGUACUUUCCCUACAUUUCUUGCAACAGAAUCCAAUGUGGCAUUUGCAUUGGGAUUUCAAGUUUAGCUGGUUUUCUUAACCAUAUAAUCCCAAAUGUGUUUUCCUGUUGUUCUUGAUAAGUAUGGCUGAUCAUUUUAAAGGAAAUCCUGUUUUUGAGAGUCUUUUUUGACAUGCUAGAGUGACUGACUGAAUGAAUGAAUACAAUGUAUGUUUAAAAGAAAUUAUGCAAUUAAAUUAAGUUUUAAUUUUUUGGAGCAUCUAUUUGUUUCAUACCUUAAGCUAUACUACUCUUACAUGAGUUACUGAAAUUUACAUUCAUACAUUUAGUUACCUCUUACUGGUUUAGCUCUCAUAAUGGUAGAAGCAAAAUAAACUGUUCACCUAAAAAGAGAUUAAUAUUUAUGUGGGUGUGAAAAAUUACUCUCUAAUGGGAACAGAUUGUUAAUGCUUUCCGUAAGCCUUUCUGGCAAUGCCUGAAAUUAAUUCAGUACUGGGAACGGAGUGUGCAUUUCAUUCUCUGUAAACAUUCUCCGUAUUCUCUGUUGUUAUGGUCUCAUUUCCAUUUGUACUCAGAAUAGUGAUUUGAAUGUACAGAACAAAAAAAUUAUUCUUUACGGCCAUAAAUGUGAACAGUGUUUUAGCAAUAAAAAAGGAAAAAGGUGAAAUUUGGCCUUUGAAGAACAGAUUACCACAUUUACAGGUAAGUAAUUGGGUCCUUCCAGAAUGUUACCUAAUUCCAAGCUUGGUGUACUAAUUAAUUUAAUAAAAUUGGAAUGUUUGUGCCAUCCAUCACAGAAUAUGUGAUAAACUGCACACUCUUGAAGGAAACAUAUUUUCGUACUUUGUGUUUUUACGAUUAAUGCUGAACAGUGGUCUCAGUCUUGAAUCAUCCUAACUCUGAUCCCCUAAGGGUCAUGUGAAAAGACAAUUUCCUCACGGAGAUUAAUACAGUGUAUGAAAUACCAAAUAAAAACACUGGAAGCCUACUUGUGAAAUGAUUUGAAAGGUAUUAGACAGCCUUACCUGUUUAACUUCCAUUUUAAAAAUAUCACAAAUAUCUGGUUAGGCUAAUAGAAGAACAGUCAAAAAAUUUAGAUAUGUACUGAGCAAAUUAUUGGAACUGUUAGCUAAUUUUGUUGAGAAGCAGAUCAUUUUCCAGUGUGCAUCUUUCAAGUCAAUUUUUGAUUUAAUAAACAAAAAUGCCAAGA